Nymphaea colorata (pocket water lily) is the source of this 894-nucleotide messenger RNA. RefSeq names its product calmodulin-7. The transcript has 2 exons. Lineage: Eukaryota; Viridiplantae; Streptophyta; Magnoliopsida; Nymphaeales; Nymphaeaceae. The record is from RefSeq and is a predicted model, not a curated record. The coding region runs from base 156 to 605 and encodes 149 amino acids. Gene Ontology annotation, molecular function: enzyme regulator activity; calcium ion binding.
GCAGUCGGGCGUUUCGGCGAGGAAGAGGAAAAAACGAGAAAGAGAGGCUUUGAAGAGCCAGAGAGGGAAAGAAAGGAUCCUCCGAUCGCUCGCUCCCGUGAGAUUUUGCUGAUCUCCUUUCUUCUUCUUCUUCCCCUUGAUCUUGCAGAUCAGACAUGGCGGAUCAGCUUACCGACGAUCAGAUCUCCGAAUUCAAGGAGGCCUUCAGCCUAUUCGACAAGGAUGGAGAUGGUUGCAUCACGACCAAGGAGCUGGGAACUGUCAUGCGGUCGCUGGGUCAGAACCCAACGGAGGCAGAGCUGCAAGACAUGAUCAACGAGGUCGAUGCUGAUGGAAACGGUACCAUCGACUUCCCAGAGUUCCUCAACCUGAUGGCCAGGAAGAUGAAGGACACGGACUCCGAGGAGGAGCUCAAGGAGGCUUUCCGGGUCUUCGACAAGGACCAGAACGGCUUCAUCUCUGCUGCGGAGCUGCGCCAUGUGAUGACCAACCUUGGUGAGAAGCUCACUGACGAGGAGGUGGACGAGAUGAUUCGCGAGGCCGAUGUGGACGGUGAUGGCCAGAUCAACUACGAGGAGUUUGUCAAGGUCAUGAUGGCCAAGUGAGGAGGAAGCAGAGCAGCAGAUGAAAUUGUAAUUUCAUUAUGCAUAGUGGUUCAGUCUUGGUAGAGUCUCUUUCUCUGGUAGCCUUUUCUAUUUCUCUUUGGUCCUGUGAGUGGUGUCAUUUCUACGUACUUCUCUUUGUUCAUGAUAGUCUUUCGCUUUUUCAUAAUUUGAGGUGUGGGCAUGGGGUUUUCUUUUUUUUUUUUUUUUUUUUUUUGGAAGUUUGCCAUGUUCUGUAGGUUGGAAAAAUGAAUCAGAAGGGGUCUGUCCAAAACGGGGACGUUGAUGCUUA